CAUACAAUCGUUAGAAUUUUUUUUACUGCUCGUCAGUAAUUUUCAAGUAUUCUAUCGCUGUUAAAAGAAUGAAUAUUGCAUACGUGUUAUUUGUCAUAUUUUUUCUGGUCGAAUAUCUUGAAUUUGAUAAAAACGUCACAUUUGGGAUUGAAGCGGUCGUCAAUGGCGAAUACGUGUAUAACAUAGAACAACAUAAUUAUAUGGUGGGAGUACACCAUUUCAUCAAUAGCACCCACGGUCAACUUAUAUGUGGAGCUGCGAUCGUAUCGCAUGACAAGAUCGUUUUGGCUGCGCAUUGCUUGUACAAUAAGGGGGGUCAUUUUUUGUUGACUUUUGGUGCUGUUUAUAUAAAUCGGCCGGAAUUAACAAUGAAUAUCACCGAGGAACAUUUCAUCAUUCAUCCAGACUACUCCAAAGGCAUACCGCACGACCAUGAUUUGGCUGUUAUUGAAUUUUAUAUGCAACAAUUUACCGCAACAGUUGGUAACAUCGAUAUGGUGCCCAAAACAUACAAACCAAAGCGGGGCGAUGUCGUCACAAUGUUAGGUUACACAACCUACGAUGAAAAUAACAAUAUUGUUGGCGAUGAUGAAUUUUACUUGCAACGCACCCGAUCGACAAUUGCUGAAUUCUCAAUUUGUAAACGAAAUUUCAAAGAAAAAGACAGCCGUUAUAAUUUAGAUGAAAACUAUCAAUUGUGUAUUGCUUUGAAGGAUGGAAAAACAUCAAACGUAAGCAAGGGCGACAGUGGAAGUCCUCUUAUAUCAGAGGAUGGAGAAUUACUGGGUGUAUUAUCAAUGGGGGACAUUGGUACACCAGAGGUUUAUACCUCCAUCGCUGCACAUCGUGAUUUUAUCGACAAUCCAAGGUCAUUCCGCGGAAAGAGAUCUGGAAAAACAGAAGCUGGAUCGAGUAGACAAACAACUUCUUCAAGUAGGUCGGGCUCUAGCUCCCGUUCUUCUUCAAAAACAAAAGCAACGAUUGAAAAACGCGUUGAUAAAAUUGAGGAUCAUAAAUACACUGCUGGUCUCUUAUACAUGAAAGAUAGUAACGAUGGACCCUAUUUGUGUACAGCAACGAUAAUAUCGAAAACUAAGAUAUUGUGCGCCGCACAUUGUGUUUACGAGAAGUACUCCGUGACCUUGGAAUUCGGCACGGUAGACACGGAUGAGACAUAUCAAACUGUGAACGUAAAAAAAAGUCAAAUUUUCGUCCAUCGAGAUUAUGAGGAGGACCCAGUAUAUGUCAACGACAUAGCGAUCAUUUUGCUUAAAACUCCAUUGAACUUUGAUUCAAAAAUUGGUGAAAUUAAACCUUACGCUGCAUACGAGUUGAAGGCGGACGAAAGAGUUACUUUGGUCGGCCAUUCAAAGGGAUACUUGCACUACUUUGAAAGCACAAUUUCUAGCUUUGUUGGAUGCAGACGUUCAUAUUGGGAACGAAACAAUGAUAACCCAUGGUUAGAUGAGAAACGACAAUUUUGUGUUAAAAUGCAUAAUAACGAAGACAACAUUGGCUCUGGUUAUGCGGGCGGACCUGUGAUAACGGCUGCAGGAAAAUUUAUUGGCAUUUUUUCGUAUGACUUUACCGGCUACCCGGAGGUUUGCACCCUAUUAAACGGGUUCUCGGAUUUCAUUGCUGAUACAAAGGCUUUUUCUAAAAAUAUCUCCAAAUCGACUUCCACAUCAUCGUCGUAUUCAUCCUCUUCAUCGUCGACUUCGACAUACAAGAAAAAAUCAUCUAUUAAAAAGUUAUUCACCAGAAGCUGAAUUUAAAGUUACACUUUGAAGACAAUCCAACACAGCAAAUUACCUUUUUUGAAGUUAUUGCAAUAAAAUAAUUUUCCAUAGACGUCCAAUA
Messenger RNA from Contarinia nasturtii (swede midge), 1860 nucleotides. RefSeq lists its product as uncharacterized. NCBI's taxonomy places the organism in Eukaryota, Metazoa, Arthropoda, Insecta, Diptera, Cecidomyiidae. Gene Ontology annotation, molecular function: serine-type endopeptidase activity. The record is from RefSeq and is a predicted model, not a curated record. The transcript has 11 exons. The coding region runs from base 69 to 1769 and encodes 566 amino acids. Gene Ontology annotation, biological process: proteolysis.